Pocillopora meandrina is the source of this 2966-nucleotide messenger RNA. NCBI's taxonomy places the organism in Eukaryota, Metazoa, Cnidaria, Anthozoa, Scleractinia, Pocilloporidae. The record is from the annotation of a GenBank genome assembly.
CCCUCAGUUCCGGGCUUAGUCACCGAUCAUACCAUCGGCGGCCGCUUAUGGAAAAAGUUAGUAAAACUCCUUCUUUCGUAAUUAUGCCCUCCGCUUAAUUAAGCUCAAGAUCAUUAUUCCUUCAAAAAAAGUUGCAAAACCAACUCUGUCAUCAGAUGUCUACCAAAAGAAUUAAUGAUGCAUCUAAUAUCUUUCCCCGAGCUAAUAUCAAACAACUGAGUGUGCGAACUCGCGUCUGAAAAGAAAAAAAACUAAAACACGACUGCGUGAAUGACCUGUUACACAACGCCCCACCUACACCUGUUGUCAAAGUAAAACCGAACCUAAACCAUAACUAAUUAUUAAGAAACGACUCUUUUUGAACAUUUUUUCCUGUGCAAGGUAACUUGCUAAAAUCGUCUAGUUUGUGAUAUUGGUUUCUUUAAUCAGUAUAUUUAGUAAAAGAGCACUGCUGGGUGAUAUUAGAAUUCAAUAAUUCCAUACUGCGGAACAAGUUCGUGCAUUACAAGUCAAGCUAAUUCUUGCCCAAUAUGCUCGAUAAAUGAGAAGAGAACAAAGAGAAAUUGUCAUAGUGGAUUGAACGAUUAAAAAAGCUGAUCAUUGAGUCAUGGAAUAAACUCUGUGUUGCCACUAAGCCGUUAUGGUUGACUAGACUAAUAACCCCGGCCGGCGGAUCUUGUAUCGAUCCUGUAUUUAUAGAUUUUGCAAAAGGGCUUUCAUUUUCACUGCAGGAGAUGAUUCAUCUGCAAAACGAUCAUUAGCCAGCCAUGACGUGAGCAGAAAAAAACUUGGUACUUGGUGGUAUUAUUUUUGAUGUUCGUUAUCCUGACCGCAGACUAGCUUUACGACUUCCGGCAAACCGUGAAAAUUAGUUCUACCCGCAAAGUUCGUCAUUUACAGUCCUUGACACCCUUAGUCAUUCUUAACCAUUAUCGUUACUUCUUGGUCUAUUCUUAGUGCGUUUGUGUCCAUCUACGCCUGUAGACUAUUUAUCUUAAAGGUUUCUUCUAUACAAAAAGGUCUUAUGAGUUAAUUCCUAUAUGAAAUUCCACCUGCUUUGGACAAACUUAGAACCCCCUGCCUUCAAUCAACGACGCUGUAGUAACACAAUACUCACACUAAUCAACUUUUUGAAGAAAGCAGAUUUGCUUUGUUUUUUUCUUUUUCUAUUUCCUCUUACGCAAAACAGUUUUAUUUACUCUGGACUCUCUUGGCAGCACAAUUUCCUUCUUCGUCUGCCCUCGAGAGGCUGAUUCGUUAGAAAAAUUUUCGUUUGCUAAUUUGUCCUCAACGAUAUUUUCCUUUCAGCUGUCGGAAGUUAUAGCCAUGUUUGGACAAUAUUGCAGUUCUAUGCUAUAAUUAACCUAUUGCAGAGAGGGAACAGGGGCGGUCGAAGUUAUUUUAAACACAGUGGAAUUAAUGCUCACUUUUCCCGUAGAAUUGUACCACUCAGAAUUGUUGUGACAAUUAAAAUUGAUUGGACGGAAGUCAAAAUAAUACUUAUAUGGUCUUUACCGGUAUGAUCACAAAAUGCUUACAUCAUCAUGCAUGCGGAAUCCACCUGUAAAAAAAGGUAUAAAAAGCUGCUCCGAGCCAGACGUUGCAUUAUUUCAGUCGAAAUCGGUGUGACCUGACACGAGCUGUACCGAAGUUGUCACAGUGACACAAAAUGAAAGGAGUCAUAAUGUUAGUAACCUUUGUCGCCAUUUUUUUCGUGCUGUUGGGAGUUGCAUCGGGAGAGCGUGAAAAUACAUGGCUGUUACACUCUAAGGAUGGUCUUACAAGAAGAAGGUGAGAAUUCACUACGGUUGUGUAAGUCUCUCGUACACUUCUUGUACCAAACAGAGGUUCAAAGAUUCCGAAUAUUUAAGAGUUCAGUCUGAAAACUGAGGUUAAUAGGCACCAGUAUUUCAAAUAACCGAGUGGUUUUACGGUUUGUGCUGCAGUUUGGCAGAUGUGAUAUUGCAGAGACCGUUUCUCAGGCGCGCAGAGAGAUCAGCUGGAAGAUUUAAACGUUGGUGGUGGUGUAGCCAAGACCCUCCACUUCCAGGUUGUGAUAGAAAGAUGAAACAAAAAAAUGGUUCACGUGGAAUUAAUUUGAAACAAUCAAGUAAGUCAGUCAAAUUUCAUCCUUGACUUAAUGGCUGAUUUGUUACUCUCUGAAUCUAUAAUUAAGGGCAAAUAUGGACCUACCCAAAACGUGCCAGGAAUCAUUUGUGGGGGAUUGCUGAUUAUUUUUGUAGGUGUUAAAAUCUUUCUAGAUUGAGAUGAAAUAUAAUUACAAAUAAUUUAAAUCGCUGUUGAAAAAACACAGCCCACGACUAACCCGAUUAAUAAAUAUUUCUUUGAGGUAUGAAACCACGCAUGCUGAACCACUGGGAAAGUGGACUUUGCGGACAAAAUUUAAGGAAUAAAAUAAGAAAUGACAGUAUAUUUGACAUUCUAAAGAACAGCUCAUACGUUGAAAGGAUAUUGAGUCAUUUUUAAAGAGAAUGAAACAAAAGAAAAACCAAGAAUUCUAUAUAUUUGACCGAGUUCAAGUAUUUUCAUUUUUUUUUUUGGGUAAGAAUUUAUAACCAAGGUUUGCAUUUUUAAAAUGUUUUGGAAAGUAUAACUUAAAAUGUGAUUUCUUUUUUCUCUUGACACAGAAUCGCAGCUGCUGGACUGAUUCGAAGUAAUUUUGACAACUUCAGUCGAUUCCAUAAACAUUAACACGCCACAAAUGAAGCCAAUUUGUAAAAGUACAUGAACCGUAUUAUCGUUUUACAAAUUUAGCCGGAUAUUUUAUUUAUGCUGUCAAAUGAUAUUUAUUGGGUAUAUUGGGAAAAUUUAGAUAUACUUAUGAAGAUAGAUGUUCAAUUUGUAACUAUCAGCCGCUUACAAGACAAGCAGUACGGCUUAGGCUUCAGAGGCAAUAAAAAUUGUUGAAUCAAAAAUUAGUUGUCAUUAGUUGCUGCGAUUUCCGG